Salvelinus namaycush (lake trout) is the source of this 3839-nucleotide messenger RNA. Its product is annotated as trophoblast glycoprotein-like. The record is from RefSeq and is a predicted model, not a curated record. The transcript has a single exon. The coding region runs from base 488 to 1618 and encodes 376 amino acids. Gene Ontology annotation, molecular function: protein binding. Gene Ontology annotation, cellular component: plasma membrane. NCBI's taxonomy places the organism in Eukaryota, Metazoa, Chordata, Actinopteri, Salmoniformes, Salmonidae. Gene Ontology annotation, biological process: negative regulation of canonical Wnt signaling pathway.
AGAAGGGUCUAUUCUUUUGAUUCGAGGGAAGCAUCGUUGGACCAAGUGUGCUCAGAUACUUUUGUUCGAACAUUAUAUCGUGUUUUCUGUCCUCGAAAUCUAAUGGCUAUUUACGCACUUCACGUCAACGACUGACUCGAGCGUGUGCGAAUACAUUUUAGUGAGAACUGUGCGAUAAAACGAACGUCAACCGGAUUUGAAAGCCCCACUAACACGAGGAGCAUGGUGAGAGACUGGUUGGCAACAAAAACUUUUCUCUUCGUAAAUGUAUGCGAGGAUGCUGUUUAGCUAAUGAAUGUAAUCGUUGCCACCCAUUUUAAAUCGGAAGUGAAGCUAUUUCCUUCAGGAAAAAGGUUGAAAAGUAGCAUUUUGCAUGUGGAGGACAAGAACUUGAAGGUAGAAAAAAAAAAAACAUUUGUAACGUUACACGGUCUACGCGUUGUGCUUCGUUUCAUCUAUCAGAUUCAUUGGAACCAAGGGUGAGAAAAUGCGUUUUGUGAGCUCAUUGUUAUGUUGUAAACUUGAAGAAACCCGAGAGAAUACGACUCUGCAUCGUUUGUGUUUUUUAUUUGCUGUCCUUGUUUCAAAUUCAGCCUGUCCUGACAAAUGCGUCUGUUUCACAUCCACGGUCAAAUGUUUGAACCAGGGCUUAUUCGCGGUUCCACAGCCAUUGCCAGCAAACACUAAAACCCUGUUCAUUACUGGGAACAACAUUUCCCAUCUCACAGCUGUGUCUUUCCCUGUGCCCCUUGAGCAGUUAACAGACUUGUAUCUCACAGGAAACCAGGUGGAGCUGGUGGACCACAAUGUAUUCAACAACUUGCCAAAUCUCAGGCUGCUAGACUUGAGUAACAACAGGAUUCUGCAUUUUAGUGCUCAAGCCUUCCCCGAUGACAACAAACUGCUGGACCUUAACCUCAGCAGGGCUUUUUACAACCAUACUUCCAUGGAUGAGCUCUUCAGUCUGCUACGGAGUGGCGGAGCCCUUCAACUUACCCGCUUAGACCUGUCCAACAAUGACCUGGUGAUCCUCCCUGAGGACAUGUUCUCCCGCCUCUCCAACCUCACCAUCCUCAACCUACAAAACAACUCCCUCAUUUUCAUCCAGAAUGGGACACUGAGUGUUCCUCGGCUACGUGAGUUAGACUUGAGGGACAAUGCCCUGAGGGAACUACCCAACACUACACUGAUGGACUUCAGCCUCCAGCCUGGGCUUCAGGUGCAUCUGGCAGGAAACCCUUGGCUCUGUGACUGCAAUAUCGAGGACCUUGUGGCCUGGCUGAAAAGCUCUGAGCAGGUCACAGACAAGCAGAAUAUGACCUGUUCUGACCCUGAGGUUCUGCGCCAGUUACCGUUGCUCCAGAUAAAAGAGUUGGAGUGUACCUUUUCAGGUGAAAUGAAAGGUGUGCUGGAGACCUCAUAUGUCUUUUUGGGCAUGGUGCUGGCCUUGAUCGGAGUGAUCUUUCUGCUGGUCCUCUACCUCAACAGGAAGGGGAUCAAGCGGUGGAUAUACAAUAUUCGGGACGCAUGCAGGGACCACAUGGAGGGCUACCAUUACAGGUAUGAGAUCAACUCGGACCCCAGGUUGGCCAACCUCAGCCUCAAGUCAGACAUUUAAGAGGACUGCUAUGUAAGCCAGGGCCCCACAGUGACUGAGGCAUUAUGACUUGUUAUGAGCAAGAUAUACAGGAGCAACUCUUUAGUUCCGGAGUGUUCCAGCCUGCCUGCAACCCACUCCACGGUACUGUCCAGACUUCUACACCAGUCAUGACGACCCACAAUCUGCCACCACGCAUGCCCUUGGCCCCUGCAACGCAGUGUGUGAUUAUUUGUUUUUACUCCUUUUCAAGCAGUUCAACAUUCCAUGGAUUGAGAAUCAUGACUCAGAUGGGGUUUGUGAGCGGGCUCUCUGUAAUAUAAAAUGUUCCCUUGAGCAAAAAAGGACGGUACGUAAAACUCUAACAGACUUAUUUUGACUGGUAGUAACUAGGCUAUAUACACACAUCUAUAUCCUUUCUGCUGGUUAUAUUUUAAUCACAUUUUUGUUUCCACUUUCCUUACACUGCACAGUGUUGCUAUGCUUGUUUAGAUGUCUUUAUUCCUUUUUAAUAUAAUGUGAUUAUUAAAGCACUUGCUAAUUUAUCUCACUCGUAUUGCACUUGUUAGGUGGACAUUAUCAACAUUUAUGAUGUACAGCUGAAUAAAAUGUAUUGCGUUGCUGUUUUCCUUUCUCGAUUGAGGUCCUUUAAACUCCAGAGACUGAGGAAUGUGGAGGUAUUUUGGGCAGCAGAGAUUCAGGGUCAUGAAAUGGAGAAGUGCACACUCAUUGCAGAUUCAAACACAUGCAGACAGAGGUCAUCAUGCUACAGUCAGCACCAACCAUACCACACAGGCAAGACUUUACAUGUCACCUCUAUACAUUAACAAGCUCUCUGUCAGCUCGUGCAGAUGAGACAUUACAGGCAGACGCCAUUGAGUGUCCAAAUUUUACUCUUAAGGAGGUGAGAAAAGGCUAACUGGGACUUUCGAAGGUGGCAGAAUGACCUUGAAGAUUAAUUGAUUUUGAAAUACUUUCCAAUUAAAGUUAAUUCAUCUGCCACUCUAUUUGGGAAUCUAGACGUGAAGGAAUGUUCCUGUCCAAUUUAAUCCCUGCAAGGAUUUGGGUAGAAAUCCCUGGCGCGAUAGUCAAAUGAUUGCAUAGCUCCGAACCAUCCAAAAUUAAUAUUUUGACGUCUAGCCAAUGGUUAGUGAACUAGCUCUUUGGUUCAACUACACCAAGUACAGGAAUGGCACUCAUUCAAAGCAUUCCAGCGUUGUGAGUGCAAACAGCUGCAAAAGGGGAAAGAUAAGUGCUGUGUUUCCUGACAAAUGCUAAGGAAGGUACACAGUACCCAAGGUUCUUACCAGGAGGGCACUCUACAGGCAGUAUGGUAUGGAAAUGAGCUCAAACUCUGCUUUAAUCUGCAGUGUUUUAGGGGUGUGGCAUCAAAGUAUCUUAUUUUCAAGCAUCGUUUCCUUUCCUGCUAACUAAACACUGAUCUGUUUCUGGUGUCAGUAUGGAUGAGUAAAUAUCAAAUGUGGAAUAUUAUUUUACAGUGAAAGUGGUCAGGUAUAGUAGACAUAUAAUUUGGAUGGUAAAGUAACUGCACAGUUGGUGAAUGUGUGAGUAAAAAAUACCUGGCCAUUACCUCACCAUGCACAUAGAAGACCACCCGAGAGGUAGUAUGAGCUAACAAGCACAAAACAGAAAUACACUAAGUCUCUGUGCACGACUAACUACUACCUUUGCAUAGCCCUGAGCUACUGUACAUAUCCUCUUACCAUAACAAUGCCCAGACCUCCCUCAGUCACUAGUGAUAUGUGUUUGAAUGUUAAAGUGGCUCUUGUGUAAACUGUUUUUGUGUUUCACAGGUCUGUGAUCAUACAGAGAUUUUGUGUCCAAAUUUUAUGCAGUGUGUGGAUGUUAACCAUGUUUCUUCAUCCCUCACUCUCAAUACAAAGACAGUCUGUGUACAGGGUCCAACAAGGAAAAUGCAUUAAAACCAUUACCCAGUAGAUACAUUUUAACCCCGGAUUGACUAUGGAGAUGAGUUUAAAAUAUAUAGGCCUAUCACGUAUUACGUCUGCAAUCAAUCUUCCCAAGGCAUUGUUUGCUUUUAAAUAAGCCAAUAAGGUAUCAGAAGUAGAGGCUAGGCUAUCCAUUUCAGGAAUUCAUUGUUUUUGUCAUCAUUCAUCUUAGUUCCUUUCCAGCCAACCACCAUUGCUAUUUAUUUUUAUUUAUUUUGCCCCCCCCCCCACUAUAUACACACUACUGUUCAAAAGUUUGGGGGUCACUUAGA